AUGGUCCUCCAAGUGAAAAGCAAUACUGCAAUGUACAACGUCCCCAGAUACGGAGACAUACCCAACAUCUUCUUCGGUACCGCCUCCUUCCCCACUACUAUCAUCGACCAGACAUUAACAGCAGACAUAGCGGACCUACUAGGAACAAGCAAAAGUGGCGAGAAGAACCCAAUUGUCGGAUCCUGGUUUCGUAUUGAGAAAGGACCUGAAUCUACGCCUCCGACAUACUCGUAUGACGAGGUUGGGGUGGUCAUUGAGGGGGAAAUCAAUCUCCGUGAUGAAAUUGGACAGACCGUUACAGUGAGGUCAGGAGAAACAUUCUUCUUUCCGAGGGGCAGUACCAUCACCUUUUCUACGGAUAGUUAUGGGUUGGCGUGGAAGUGUGGGGGUCGUGAGAUGGCGAAGCUUUGA
This is a messenger RNA of Aspergillus luchuensis, 411 nucleotides long. RefSeq lists its product as uncharacterized. NCBI's taxonomy places the organism in Eukaryota, Fungi, Ascomycota, Eurotiomycetes, Eurotiales, Aspergillaceae. The record is from RefSeq and is a predicted model, not a curated record. The coding region runs from base 1 to 411 and encodes 136 amino acids. The transcript is spliced from 2 exons.